AUGACACCAUUUGAGGCAUUGUAUGGUAUAAGGUGUAGAAAACCUUUAUGUUGGUAUGAGUCAGGAGAGGGUGAUGUGAUUGGACAUGAGAUUAUCCAACAGACUACAGAGAAGAUGAAAGUGAUCCAAGAGAAGAUGAGAGCUUCACAAACUCUCCAAAAGAGCUAUCACUGUACACGAAGGAAAACACUUGAGUUCCAAAAGUGGGAUCGCAUGUUUCUGAAAGUUACUCUGGUAACUGGUGUUGCCCAAGCAUUUAAGUUCCAAAAGGUCACUCUACAUUUCAUUGGUAUGUACCAUAUUUUACAAAGGAUAGGAGGAAUGGCCUAUCAUAUUGCUUUACCACUAUCACUUACUAAUCUUCAUGAUGUAUUUCAUGUGUCUCAGCCGAGGAGAUACAUUUCGGAUCCGUCUCAUGUGAUCCAAGUGGAUGUGCAGGUGAGAGAUAAACUGACUGUUGACGCAUCACCCAUGCAGAUAGAGGAUCGAGAAGUGAAACAGUUGCGUGGUAAGGAGAUUCCCUUGGUGAAAGUAGCUUGGGGAUGA
This is a messenger RNA of Lathyrus oleraceus (garden pea), 546 nucleotides long. RefSeq lists its product as uncharacterized. The record is from RefSeq and is a predicted model, not a curated record. Bases 1 to 546 code for a protein of 181 amino acids. The transcript has a single exon. Lineage: Eukaryota; Viridiplantae; Streptophyta; Magnoliopsida; Fabales; Fabaceae.